AUGACUAGUUCGACGCCGACGGUGCCGGCUGAGAAGCGGAUUGGCGAGCUGGACCUGUGGUGGCCGCGCGUAGUUCCGUAUUCAAGGCCAUCUGCCUUACUCGCGACCGAGGCCCAAAACCGCGACCCCCCUGACCAGGGUCGGGUCGCCAUGCUGCUGCCAGACGCGGACUUGUUUCCAGAAAGAAGCACGCCGUAUUCUGCAACUCUUCGCGCCAACGAGUUCCGACUGAUCAAUCUCCCAGCGGUCCAUGAGUACGAUAGCCCCGUCCACUUGACGCUAGAAAUCUACGACCUCGAUGACUGUCCCGAGUACGAGACGGCCUCAUACACAUGGGCUGGCGAGGAUGAGGACGGCGCGCUAUGCAAGCCUGUCUACAUCGGCCCGUUCUGGCACGUCCUUUUGCAGACGAAAAACUGCUGGGAAAUGCUGCGCUCUGCACGGCCAUGGCGAGGAACACGGAUGAUCUGGGUCGACGCCAUCUGCAUCAACCAGGGCAACAUCCCAGAGCGUAGCAGUCAAGUAGCAAACAUGGGCCGCCUGUACCUCAGCUGCAGCAGGACUGUCGUUUAUCUGGGGCCCGACGUGGUCUCUCCGAUGCACGGCAAACACCCCCGUCGACACAGGCUGCAUGAACUUGCAACAGGCGCUGUGAAGCCACGCUUCGUCGACAUUUCCGGUUCACCGAAGACGCCUCCGCCGCAUCAGCUGAGAGAUCUUCUCGGGCGUCGGUACUUUUCUCGGAUUUGGGUCAUCCAGGAACUGCUGCUCUCUCAACGCGUCUCAAUCCGCGUGGGUGACGUGGACUUCUGGGCUGACCCGGCCAUGGCGACUUACCUCGAGGCAAGUUUACCUGGCUGGGACUGGGAAGACACGGCGGCCGCGUGGGUGCAACACAUGGCGAAAGGAACUCUAGGUAUUAAGAGCCUCCAGGAACUGCUGAGACUGACCUCACGAUCUCAGGCGACGGACCCGAGAGACCGUCUUUUCGGAUUGCUCGGGAUUCUUCCCGAUCUGUCAGCCUCGAUGGAGGAGGUGGGCGGUGAUUCAUCGCUAUCCCUGCGUGGUCUUCACGCGGACUACUCACUGUCCUAUCAACAUGUAUUCAUUGGCCUCUUCGGUUACUGUCUCAUAAACUUGAGGCAGCCAACUAUCCUUCACCAUGCUUGGGGUCCUGGGUCACAUGGGGAUAAAUAUCCCACAUGGGUUCCAGACUGGAGAUCACAACAGACUUGGGAACGAUUAUUCUUACACCCGCAAGCGGAUAAACAGCGUUUUUAUCAAAUUGGCCAGACUCUUCAUGUCGGUGAAGACGGCCAAGUAAUGCCAGAACUGAUUACGUCGUCAGUUGACUUGUAUGACCUGGUUGGUCCCGGCAACGAACACAUCACGGCAAAGCAUUCAUGGUAUCAUGACGCGCAGAUAAACCCUUCUACUGGUGCGUUGAGCAUCAGGCUAACUCAGUAUAUGGAUCUGCCAGGACCAAUUUCCUACAUAACAGAUCUGGAUGGUUUUGGACUGUUCGCAUUGCGAAGGAAGCACUUCACUGUAUUCUUACUCUGCAAAAGAAGACUCGACAAGCUUAUAUCAACUUCAAAUUCCUGCCAGCUUUUCGUGCUCAAUGUGGAUGAUCAGACUCUCAUGUAUCUCGUGCUUCAGCGCUCAUUUGUUGGUGGCCGCGACACAUAUAGCCUUGUGUCAACCUGUCCCCAGGUUUUGGUUCAGAUGCCCUCCCACCGAAGCCAUAACGAGCUGCCGAUACUUCGAUCUCUCACACUGGAAGACGUACAGUACAGCGUGUUUGACCAGCUUCAGGAAGUUUGGGAAAUACUCUAUCGCUUAUCUUUCGAUAAGUAUGACCCCGGAUUCCAAGAGCAUUUUGAGCUGCAGCGCCUUUUUCCCGGUGUGAGAUCAGGCCGCCAAAUCUUGGCUACUCUUCGCGCUCUAUAUGUUGUUCUCCAUUCUGAUAACAAGAAAGUGAGCGAGACAGCCAGGCUGUCUAUGUUUGAGAGUGCGUACCUUGGAGAUAUCAGCAGUAAAUUGUCCCCGCGCGUCAAGGAGGAGAACUUGAUCAUAUCCUUCCCAACUGCAUGGAGAGAUAUAUGUGGUCUGUAUUUCCAAGACAGGCGGUUCGAUAGACCCCACACCACAUACUGGUGGUCCUACCGCUUCCGAGGUCAAGAUCCCUGGAUGCCUGCUCCGAUCCCAUACGAAACUUAUAAAAGGAUUCUCGAGUCGAGAAGAGACCAGUGCAUCGAGGUGCGGCUGUCGAUAUCCAGGGCGCUCCUCGUUCUCGCCCUGUCGCCUGGGGCGAAGGCCCUGAUGCAUGCUGUCAAGAACGCGGUCAAGUUGACUGGGUUGAAAGACGCUCAUAUAUGGGACAUGCUGGAAGAGAUGGGGCGAAAAGUGAUUGCCCUAAAGGCUGGGUCGUCCCAGCCUAAUCGUCACGCCGGAGGUGACGUGUCAGAAUCUCCAGAUUCCGUAGAAGAGAAGCUCGAACAGAGUCGCUUUAUUGGGUGCGUAUAUGAGAAGCAUAUUACCCCAGACAUCACAUUUCGUCAUCUUAAGGAUGAGUUGGGAAUGGAUGGCAGCACCAGGCGGAUAAUCAUCGAGUGA
This is a messenger RNA of Clonostachys byssicola, 2616 nucleotides long. Lineage: Eukaryota; Fungi; Ascomycota; Sordariomycetes; Hypocreales; Bionectriaceae. The record is from the annotation of a GenBank genome assembly.